AUGAUCUGGAGUGUGAGAAAUAUGGCCCAUGUGGACUUUGAGGCUUUAAGAGGUACUCAGACGGUCUACAAGCCAGGAAAGAACGACUCCGAGUUCUUCAAAAGUUCAAGACAGGCUCAACUUGAUAGGAACUGGGAAAAUCUAAAUGUCAAGAUUGACAAGAGAGAGGUGAUCUACACCACAAACCAAUAUACCGUGGCUGCAAUCAUCACUAAGCAUUUCAUCACUCAAGCAAUGAGAGAUAAGUUAAGCAAUGAAACUGAUUGGUUGGACCUCAAGGAAGACCAUGUGAUGCUGUUGAAGCGUAUAAAGACGUUCAUGACCAUCAUGCAUGAGACCAAGUGGCAACACUUUGGACUCAUGGAAUCUCUCAAGAGAUUCACGAACUGCACUCAGAAGCAAAAUGAGUCUGUGAACGACUACAGAAGGCGGUUCGAAGCUCAAGCUGACCAAAUAUUCGAAAUCCUUGGCACCGAUGUGUUGCAUGUCUAUGCGACCAAAACAAUGGGAUACCUGGAUCUGUACGAUCCAGAGGCCGAUUCGGACAAUAUCAAGGCGCUCCAAGACAAGUUCAAGAAAGAAGUUCUUAAAGCAAGUGCAUUUUUCUACAACUGCGACAGGUCUCGCUUCCAAAGCAUGUUGGACAAGGUGAACCAGACCUACGCCAUUGAAUUCAAGGAAUACGGCCAAAGAAACGAAUAUCCGACUACGAUUGACCAGUGUUGUGUUGCACAUUGA
This is a messenger RNA of Cylindrotheca closterium, 738 nucleotides long. NCBI's taxonomy places the organism in Eukaryota, Bacillariophyta, Bacillariophyceae, Bacillariales, Bacillariaceae. The record is from the annotation of a GenBank genome assembly.